GUUCUGACAGCGCUGUAUGACUGUGAUUCUAGAUUCUGUGUCCCGUCAUUGGCAGGGCGUACAGCGCUUUCAUUGAUUCUGCUUGUUGUUUGCAGUUUGCUGCCGUUUCCGAGAGAGUGUGUUUGCGGGAGGCUUCUUCUACGAUCGUGCCAGUAAACUAGCUUGCUUUCCGAGUGCAGAGCAGGAAAUUGCCACUGCCGGUCCACUAUUUGCUCACACCAAAUAAUUAUGCGGAUUCGGACAAAGAAGGCGGCGGUGCGGCUGCCAACGAUUCGUCUAUCACGCUCGAGACGCUGCAUCAGCAGGACAGCGUCGGGUCGCCUCCAUCAGACACGACCACCGCAGCCAGCAGCGCCAGCAGUCAUGGACGAGGCGUUGACAUCAAGAUUUCCGUGGAUGAUAUUGAUGGCCCGCGGGAAAACGAGCGACCGCCAUCCAUCGAGGAAAAUGCCGAUGUGCAUCACAGUGACUCCAACCCUGGCUCAGCAUUGGUACCGCCAAACUCUGCCGACAUCAAGCGGGUGGCCAGCGUGGAGAUCGUACCGCCGGAGGAACUACCGGACAUCGACGACGAGAACUUUGACGAGCUGCAGCACGUCUACGAUGACGAAACCGUGGUGCAGCUGAAGGAUGCAUGGCGAUCGCGAAAACACCUGGCAAACUUCCUCACUCUGAACCAUUACUUUCAUAUUUUUGUCAUCGUCAUGGUAGCGCUGGAUGUUAUGGUGGUCCUUGUGGAGCUGAUCUUGGAUCUUGAACUUAUCAGGGAUAACGAGUGCCGCAAGGACAGUGACUGUCCCAUAACCAGACGCAGCAACCUGAGUGACACGUCGUCCAUUCAGUCGUGCAGUUACGACACCAACUUCAGCCACUGCAUCUACAUCCACGGGAAACACAGCUGCCAGCUAGAGGAAACACACCAUGACAUCGACCCAGCAGAGGUGUUUCACUACCUUGGUAUCGCUAUCUUAUCCUACUUCAAUCUGGAAGUUCUGGUAAAGCUGUUCGCCCUGGACAUCAAGUUUUUCAAACACAAACUGGAGGUAUUUGAUGCAAUCGUAGUUAUCACAUCCCUUGUCCUCGACAUAACAAUUGGUGGUGAAGGUGCCCGGGAGAGUGUCAGCUUGCUUAUUCUACUGCGUCUGUGGAGAAUUACUCGUAUCUUCAACGGCAUCACCCUAGCCGUCGAGGAGAGGGAGAAGGAGAAACGGCACAAGCUGAAACAUGACAAAGACUUGGCGCUGAAAGAUGUGGACCGACUUCAGAAGAUUGUUCACGAGCUAAAGGUGGAGAUCCAUGAGUGGAGAUCAAGAGCACAUGUCGAGCCCACUUACAAGGGACUAAGACAUGCGGAUGAGCUGCAGUCCAUGAUAGCCGAAGAGGAAAAGAAACACCAUACGGAUGGCAAGCACCAUGGUCACCAUCACCAUCAUCAUCACCGCCAUGGCAAGAACCACCAUGGCAAGAAUCAUCUCCAUGGCAACCAUAUGCAGGCGCCUAGCAGUGACAGCAAUCAUUCGCUUAACUCGCACGGCUCGGCUCAGUCAGCAGACAAAGCCGUCUGAUGAUUCUGAUGAUUACGUCGGCAUUUGUUCUUCUUCUGCUUGUUAGCUGAGUAGAGCCACACUGGAUGUUCUCACACUCACGCCACCGUCUGUUGCCUCCUGCGUGAGUAACCUAGCGACGGUGGCUAAUCUGCGGAGGUAUCAUGCACGUUCAGCGUAGGUACGCGCGUAGUCGCAGCAUGGCAUGGCUGGACGUGUUUAGGUUAGCUUACGUCCCCGUGUGCAUGCCAAGC
Molecule: messenger RNA, 1798 nt
Organism: Sycon ciliatum
Lineage: Eukaryota; Metazoa; Porifera; Calcarea; Leucosolenida; Sycettidae
Product: voltage-gated hydrogen channel 1-like
Exons: 12
Coding region: 705-1565 (286 amino acids)
Biological process (GO): proton transmembrane transport
Cellular component (GO): plasma membrane
Molecular function (GO): voltage-gated proton channel activity
Source: RefSeq, a predicted model, not a curated record